AUGAGUGGUGAAGAAAUUGCUAUCGGAACCAUUUUGCUCUACUCGUGGAAAGAGAAGACCGAAUGCAAGGGCAGCAGCAAAAAAAAAUUAAUGAUGUGGAAGGCCCUGGAACUAUUAGCGAACGCGUGGUUCAAAAUUGGUUCAGAUGUUUCAAAGAAGGUGACACCAGCCUCGAAGAGAAACCCAAGUCAAGGAGACCUUCUGUGGUGGAAGAUGAGACCUUACUUGAAAUGGCUGAACAAUAGCCAAGCACAAGUAACUCGUGCAUUGCUGGCAGGACUUGGUUCUUCACAAAGCACCGUCAGUCGACACCUCCAUAAGCUCGGUCUUGUGAACAGAUGCUGUCGAGACGUUCCUCAUGAAUUGACCAAUGACCAGAUUCAGCGACGUAUGAACAUUUGCCAGCAACCUCAGGCAAAUCCUUGA
This is a messenger RNA of Octopus bimaculoides (California two-spot octopus), 426 nucleotides long. RefSeq lists its product as uncharacterized. NCBI's taxonomy places the organism in Eukaryota, Metazoa, Mollusca, Cephalopoda, Octopoda, Octopodidae. The record is from RefSeq and is a predicted model, not a curated record.